GUUGCUGCGCCGUACUUGCCAGCCGUCGGCCACCACCAGUCCACCACCCCCAUGUGGCCUCCGACAGCACCCAGACGUCGACCAGAACCCAACACGAAGAUCUCGGCGACGUGUCGCCCCCGACGGCGGGCCCCGCCGCCAUCAUCUCUGUCGGGGUGCGCCGCUGGGGUCCAUUUCCACCCCCACCCACCCGCGCCGCUGAUCCCUUCCCGCUUUAAAUAUUUCAUUCCCUCACCGCCGCCCCGACUCAACUCAAAUUCUGAAAAUCUCUCAGUCCGGCCUGUUCCUUCCGUCUCCAGUCCCAGCCACAGAGUUAAGGCGACGCAGAUCGGGAUGGCUCGUCCGGCGAACUUGAACGAGUACGAGAAGCUACUCCUUCGGAUGGACAGCCCCAGGGUCGUCAUCGACAAUGCCGUCUGCGGCACGGCGACGCUCGUCAAGGUCGACAGCGCGAGAAAGCACGGCGUCCUCCUGGAGGCGGUGCAGGUACUCACCGACCUCAACCUCACCGUCAAGAAGGCCUACAUUUCGUCCGACGGCCGCUGGUUCAUGGACGUCUUCCAUGUCACCGACCAGUUCGGCCGCAAGCUCACCGACGAAAGCGUCAUCUCCUACCUCGAACAGUCUUUGGACACCGACGGCGUCGAAGAACCCCAUCGACCGAGCGAGGAGGCCGGGCUCACCAGCCUGGAGCUCACCGGCGAUGACCGCCCGGGUUUGCUUUCCGAGGUCUUCGCCGUGCUCGUCGACCUCGGUUGCGCCGUGACGGAGGCCAAGGUGUGGACGCACGCUGGCCGGAUCGCCUGCCUCGUCUCCGUCAAGGACGAGCUCUCCGGCUCCCCCAUCCACCGCGACGCGCAGCGGAUCCACGGAAUCGAGUCUCGCCUCCGCCACGUCCUCAAGAGCGACCAUGGAUCGUGCAGCGCCCGCACCGCCGACAUCUCCUCCAUGGCCGCCACCCACGCUGACCGGCGCCUCCACCAGUUGCUGUUCGCCGACUGCGACUACGAGCGAACCUCUUCGUCCUCCCCUCCUUCCAUCUCCGUUCACAAUUGCUCCGAGAAAGGGUAUUCCGUCGUCUCCGUGCAGUGCCCCGACCGCCCAAAGCUUCUCUUCGACAUGGUCUACACGCUCACCGACAUGGACUACGUCGUCUUCCACGGCACCAUCGACACCGACGACGAUUUAGCUCAUCAGGAGUUCUACAUAAGGCACAAAGACGGCAGCCCCAUCAACUCGGCAGCAGAGCGGCAGAGGGUGAUCCAAAUCCUGCGCGCGGCCAUCGAAAGAAGAACAUCAGAGGGAACGAGAUUAGAACUCUGCAUCGAGGACCGCCUGGGGCUGCUCUCCGAGGUUACGCGGACGUUCCGCGAGAACGGCUUACUGAUCGCGAGAGCGGAAGUGUCGACGAAGGGAAACGUGGCCUCGAACGUCUUCUACGUCACUGACGUCGCCGGCCAGCCAGCCGACCCCAAGGCGGUCGACGCCGUUCGGGAAAGGAUCGGCCCCCAUUUCCUGCUCGUGAAGGAGGAGCAGAGGCCUCGGUUACCGUGCCCAGCAGCUGACGGCAGCGAGGAGGCGCAGGUCGCCGGCAACAUCGGGAUUUACUUGGGCAAUCUUUUCCGGAGAAACCUGUACAACUUAGGACUGAUAAAGUCAUGUUCUUAGGCAAUCUAUGCAGUUUGACUUUGACUUUGACUUUGAAUUCCUCCUGGAUUCUUUGUUUUAUUUUUCAUGAUUUAGGCAUGUUUUUGUACAGCGGAAUUGAAUCUUAAUACUAAUUAUUUUUGUUUU
Zingiber officinale is the source of this 1794-nucleotide messenger RNA. Its product is annotated as ACT domain-containing protein ACR8-like. The record is from RefSeq and is a predicted model, not a curated record. Lineage: Eukaryota; Viridiplantae; Streptophyta; Magnoliopsida; Zingiberales; Zingiberaceae. The coding region runs from base 52 to 1668 and encodes 538 amino acids. The transcript has 6 exons.